CAGAACUUUUAUAUGCUCUGCGCAUACUCAAUAUGCGAGGGUCUUUCUGACAAGAGCCAGGAGAUUAAAAUGAAUCAGCCGCUUGGAAAUAUUCAAUGAGUCAUAUGACGACUUCGACAAUCAUCUACUUUAACUUUGGAUUAACUUAAGAAUAGAGCGAAUCACAACAACAAUGGCGACGCAUUUCGUCACGUGAUGGACCUCUCAUUGAUCCAUUUUAUGCCAGACAGGACUGUACCUGCUCACAAUAAACCUUAGCAAAAGUACUUGCAGACUCUUCUAAUUUUACCAUACUUUAGCGUUGUACACGUUCCUGAAAAAGUCACGUGGUUUUGUUGUGGUUUGCCCUGUUCUUAAGUUGAACAAGUAGGUAGUUAACAUAUAUUUCAGAAAUGAACAAUUUGUAAUUAUCAUAAUUGAUUUAUUCGUUACGUUUUUUCGAUUAUUCUUGUACUCGAAAGAUCUUUCGAAACAGCAUUCGUUGAUCAACUUCACAAGUGUCCAUCAAAAAAUGAAUCACGAGUUGCGUUUCGCACGUUCAUUGAGUCACCAAUAGGUUAGCAUGCGCUUUACUCACAAAUUGCACCUUGAAGUUCACUCGAGUUUGGUAUCCAAGAUGGCCGCGAUGACAGAUACGUUGAGCUGUCCACUGAAUGUAGGAUACGCCUAAAUUUUCAGUCUUUCAUACUUGUUACAUGUUACUGUAACAUGAACAGAAUUACUCGGAGCACUGGUACGAAAGACGGAGGAUGCACAAGGGACAAAUGACUUUUUCAGACGCGCCUCAUACGUAUGCUACAUUUUGUGUUCAGUCUGUGUUUUCACGACGAGUAAUUCGUUCCACAGAAACAAAAACUUGCUACAAGGAAAACGAUUAAAGGUUUUAUAUCGCAUUGUUCACACGAAAUUGUGAUAUUUAUGUAUUAGAAAGAUUGAGUCGUUCUUAGAGUAAUAGAAAAAAUGGAGGCAAUUGUUGAAUAUAAUUAUGAUGCCCAAGAACCUGAUGAGUUAACUUUGAAAAGAGGAGACAUUAUUCAGGAAAUCACAGUAAUGCCAGGUGGUUGGUGGAAAGGAACUUUGAGAGAUAAACGUGGCAUGUUUCCUGAUAAUUUUGUCAAGGUUUUAGAUCCUCCAUCAAGUAAAAACACAGGAGGAAAAGUACUAAAUAAUAUAAAAUCUGAAGAAGUUUCAUUGAGGAAUGGAGGGUCUAGAAAAAAGUUUUGUAAAGUACUUUUUGAUUAUGAACCAUGUAACAAAGAUGAACUAACUUUGAUACCUGGAGACUCCAUUGAAUUUUUGGGUGAAGAGGAGAAAGGAUGGUGGAGAGGUAGACUUAAAGGCAAAACUGGAGUUUUCCCUUCGAAUUUUGUGACUCCUCCAGUUUAUGAAGAUUCCGAUAAAUACAAAGAUGAAGAUAAGAAAGAAUUGUGUAAAGUAUUGUUUUCUUAUGAAGCUGCAAGCGAAGAUGAAUUAAGUUUGACUGAAGGAGAUAUUAUAACGCUUCUAUCGAGAGAUGCUCCUGAUAAGGGUUGGUGGAUAGGAAAAUUGAAAGGAAAAGUGGGUUUAUUUCCAGACAAUUUCGUUGAAAUAGUGACCAUUGCGACAGACCAUCAAGAUCAUGAACAAAGACACGAUUCUAAAAAUGUCACAAAACUUUCUCAACCAGUCACGAAGAGUAAGAAGGCACACAUUAGGAAAAGUUUAGAUAUUGAUAAUGCACUUGCAGUAGAAACAACUAAGAAAAUCAUAUCAAGGAGGACGACUCAAGAAGAAAGUAGUGGAGAUGUAAAAACUAUAGGGGAAAAUUCAAUGGUAUCAAACUUGAAACGCCUCGUAGGUGAUGUGGAAACCAAUAGUGGUAAUGGAAGUACCAAUGCAUCUUUGGCUGAGGAGUUAGAUGGAGUAGAACGAGGAGAAGGAGUACCGCUUUUGCAUUUAACAAUUUCACGAGCCAAAGCACCUCGACGACGUCCACCUUCUUCGCAGCGUUUACUACGUCGAGUUACUGGACCAACCACUAUGACCCCAGUUAAUGAAGAUAAUGUAGCAAACGAAAAUAAAGAGACUGUGUUAGAGCAAUUACGUGAAGAGGAACCUGAAGGAUUAGCCGCAAAAGCAAGAAGAAAAGCACCAUGGGUGGAAGAAUUGAAAUUGAAUCAAUUAGAAAGAAAGAAAAUUGCAUUGAUUGAUCAACUUGACAAAUCUAACAUUAAAAAAGAUCGUAAUUUCAUAAACAUGACUGCAAUGACUUUUCUAGAAGUCAUUAAUAAGUUAGAAGCAGUAGACGAAGAGAGUAAGUCUAAAAAUAAGAAUCAGAAAUCUGAUACGUCUCCACACCUUGAACCAACUUCACCUAGUUCUGGAACCCCUGCUUAUGUUCCAUAUGCUGUGUACAAUCAGUUACUAGAAAGAGUUGCCACUUUAGAAGAAAAACAAGCAACGAUGCUACAAACAAUGGUACUGAUAUUGAAACAAUUUGUAUCUCUUCACUAUUCGGGCAACAGUCCAACAGAUCAAUAGAUGUCAACGCAUAAAUUUAGCAGUACGUUUUUUAAGCAUAGUAAUGUAAAAAUCAAUUUCUUAAAUUCAGUAACAAACAAGCUAUGUUACACUGCUUCUAAUUGUACACAUUUCACUUUUUCAGUUUAUGUUUCUUACUAUACAAAGGCCUUGGUUUCUCUUUCCAUUCCAAAUGGAAAUGUUUAGCAUAAUUAAUAAUAUAUUAUUCUCCUAUUUAUUCGCAUAGGUAAUAAUAUUUACCUAGUAUUGCUGAAAGCAGAACAUUUUAUAUGUUAUUCUUCAUAUUAGAAAGUAUUUUUUUUUUCAUUUGCAUAUGAUCUCACUGUAACUGCCUAUUUUCUUUAUUACAUUGAUAUUUUUAUCAAUGGAAUAACUAUCAAAGACAGUAAAAUUCAUUCCAACUUUUCUAUUUCCAUGAAUUAUAAUCAAAUAAUAUAUUUUUCCUUAAUGCAUAUUUGAAAUUAUUUUGUAAGUAUUAACAAUAUUUAUUGAACAACUAAUAAUAUCAUUUUCAUAUGUCUUCUUAACCUUUUCGCUAUGGGAGGACCGAUUCAUAGGUACUAUGACGAUACAGUAUUGAAAAUUAUUUAUUUAAUUAGAGGGUUUUCUUUACUUAAAUGUGUUUAAUUAAAACUUUUUAUGUUAGUAUGAAAUCAUUGCCAUUGCUACACAGUAAUAUUAUAUUUUAGCAGUGGGCUGUUUAUUUCUACACAGAGGUAGAUUCAUGGGCGGUUACUAUAGAGGACUUUAAUAGCGAAAGAGUUAAACUGUGUUAAAACUAUAAGAAUGUACUUGUACUUAAAUCGUUAUUAAUGAAAAUUAUAUAAUUUGUUUUUCUGUUAAGGAGCUGCCUCGCAAUUAAUCAUUCUUAAAUCCAUUAAAUAAUUCAAGUGCCAAUAUAUUUAAUUUUUUGACACAAUUCUAUGAUUUUAUUAUAAAACUCUUUAGUUCUAAUUAUAUAGUUAUGUUUUAAGGAAUAUUCAAGUAUAUUUAACAGGAAAUGUAAAAAUAAUUUCCUAAUUGAUUAAUGAAGUAUAUUUUUUUCUCUUCAUAAGCAACACAAACUGGUGCUACAAAAUAAAAUAGUUGUGAUGGAUUGUAUCACGGUAGUACGUCUAAAUGAGGCAGCAAACUAUAAUUAACAAUUUUUAUCCUAAUUAAAUUUAGUAACAUCGAAGCGACA
Nomia melanderi (Alkali bee) is the source of this 3703-nucleotide messenger RNA. NCBI's taxonomy places the organism in Eukaryota, Metazoa, Arthropoda, Insecta, Hymenoptera, Halictidae. The record is from RefSeq and is a predicted model, not a curated record.